Messenger RNA from Menidia menidia (Atlantic silverside), 2180 nucleotides. The record is from the annotation of a GenBank genome assembly. Lineage: Eukaryota; Metazoa; Chordata; Actinopteri; Atheriniformes; Atherinopsidae.
GGACAGAGAUGCUAAUUAGCAGAUUGUUCUAGGAAGUGGGCUGUCAGAGCUGUAAAUGCUGUUCCAGCUAGUGCGGCUAGCUGCGUUUUUUUCCUUUUCUGUUUUUUAUUUUAAUCUUUCAGCCGAGGACCUGGUUCGUACCAUCCCACUAUGCGCUGGCCGCGAAUGCUACCUAAACAAAUGAGACGCCGCGGAUGCGUUUGAGGCUGCCGCUUUGAAGCAGCGAGGACACUUUUUCUUUUCGUCCAGCUGAGGUUUGACCACAUCACUGUGACUUCAGCAUUUUUUGCUAUUGAAGGAAAACUUUAGUAUAAAAUAUCCGACUGACGGGCACCACCAGGAAUAUUCAGCAUAAUCAUGAGUGUCCACGAGUCAGACGUGAGCACCAUCUCCCCGGAGAUGCCGUUGAUGUUCGACGGCAUGAAGCUGGCGGCCGUGGCCACCGUGCUUUACAUCAUCGUCCGCUGCCUCAAUCUCAAGAGCCCCACCGCGGCCCCUGACCUCAUCUACCAGGACACGCCCCUAAACCGCUUCCUUCUCAAGUCCUGCCCCCAGCUGACCAAAGAGUACAUUCCUCCCUUACUGUGGGGUAAGAGCGGUCACCUCCAAACAGCCCUGUACGGUAAACUCGGUCGGGUGAGCUCACCUCACCCCAAAGGAAUUAGAAAGUAUUUACCCAUGCAGGACGGGGCCACUGCGACCUUCGACCUGUUUGAACCGCUGGGGGACCACCGAACAGGAGAUGAUGUAACCAUGGUGAUAUGCCCUGGCAUCGGUAACCAUAGCGAGAAGCAUUACAUCCGGACCUUCGUGGACUAUGCGCAGAAAGACGGCUACCGCUGUGCUGUGCUGAACCACCUCGGUGCUCUGCCCAACAUCGAGCUCACGUCUCCACGCAUGUUCACUUACGGCUGCACCUGGGAGUUUUCAGCCAUGGUUGGCUACAUUAAGCGGACGUAUCCUCAAACCCACCUGAUCGUUGUAGGUUUCAGCCUGGGUGGGAACAUUGUAUGCAAGUUCCUGGGCGAGAACAGGACGAACCAGGAGCGAGUGCUGUGUUGCGUGAGCGUCUGUCAGGGGUACAGCGCUCUCAGGGCUCAGGAAACAUUCCUGCAAUGGGAUCAGUUCAGGCGAUUUUAUAAUUUCCUCAUGGCCGACAACAUGAAGAAAAUUAUCCUCUCCCACAGGCACAGUCUGUUUAGAGGAAGCUCGGUCAAAAUGAUAGAUGCUGAUUUCAGUCGGCUCUACACGGCAACUUCUCUCAUGCAGAUUGAUGACAACAUCAUGAGAAAAUUCCACGGUCACAGCUCCCUCAAAGAGUACUAUGAGAAGGAGAGCUGUGUGAAUUAUAUUCACAAUGUAAAUGUGCCACUGCUGCUGGUAAACACCGCAGAUGAUCCUCUGGUUCAUGACUCGCUUCUCGCCAUCCCUCGCACACUAGCAGCAAAGAAGCCGGACGUGAUCUUUGCCCUGACGCUUCACGGGGGCCACCUGGGCUUCUUCGAGGGGGACGUGCUCUUCCCACAGCCGCUCACCUGGAUGGACAAAGUGAUUGUGGGCUACGCCAACGCCAUGUGCCAGUGGGAGAAACAGAAGCCACCGUGCCAAAGUGUCGGCCUGAGUACCAUCCCCUGCGUCCAGGAAAAAGAUUAGAACUGUAUUUGUUGUUCAAUAGUUCUCUCCCCCCACACACCUGCCCUUUGCACUGACCCACACCGCACAGAGGAAACACUUAAAAACUGCUCUCUUCUCUGCCUUCUCCUCUGGUGCUACUCACCAUUUCUGACCCACACCUCCUAAUCACAGGCCUUUACCCCCCCCCUCCCCCCCUCCCCCCAUCACCUUACAGUGUGUGAACAGACUAAAAUAACUGCCUUCCUGCUUGUUUCCGGUGUGAGGACUCGGAGCCCCGCGUCGACUCCACCGCGACUCUCGGUUAACCGGUUAAGUCGAGGAUUAAAAGAAACACAGGAGUACGACUCUAAAGUUGUCGAGUUAUAAAACAGCACACAAGAAGCCUCAGAAAACAGUUAGCAAAGACAGUCGGUGCUUAUUUAACGCACCUGUAAGAAACUCACUGCUUAUCACCGCCAAGGCCACAUAGCCUAGUCUGCUGUCUUAACCAACACAGCAUCUUUGUAGUCUGUCUGUCUGUCUCUGUGUGCGUGUGUGUGUGUGUG